Molecule: messenger RNA, 4554 nt
Organism: Pleuronectes platessa (European plaice)
Lineage: Eukaryota; Metazoa; Chordata; Actinopteri; Pleuronectiformes; Pleuronectidae
Exons: 2
Coding region: 246-4085 (1279 amino acids)
Biological process (GO): DNA integration
Molecular function (GO): nucleic acid binding
Source: RefSeq, a predicted model, not a curated record
UGACUCCAAAGGUGGACACCAAAGAAAUAGCUGCAACAGCAACUACUAACAGAAUCCUACAAGACGGUUCGAGUACACAGACAUCCUCAAUUGUACCGGUCUGGGUCUCAUCCACAAAACAGCCGAAUCAUGAAGUCCUUGUCUAUGCACUCUUAGACACACAGAGCGACACAACUUUCAUUCUGGAUGAAGUUGCCCAAAACCUCAACACAACCAAAGAGAAUGUAAGUCUGAAGCUAUCCACAAUGUCUACAAGGUCAGCAGUCAUAGCUUGUCAGAAACUAACACAUCUACAAGUGAGAGGAUAUGAUUCGGAGAAGAGGAUUUCAUUGCCACCUCUUUUCACACGAGAGUUCAUUCCAGCAGACAGGUCACACAUUCCAACUUCUGAAACUGCUCAUAAAUGGACUCAUCUGGAGCAAUUGGUAGACAAAAUUCCACCACCAUUGGAUUGCGAAGUUGGCCUCUUGAUUGGCUAUAACUGUCACCAAGCCCUUCUCCCAAGAGAGAUUCUGUCUGGAAAAGAGAAUCAGCCAUACGGACAGUUAACAGACCUGGGCUGGAGCAUUGUUGGCUGCUCCAAUCAAGCAAGUGACCACGGUGAUUCAAUAGGAACCAGUCACAAAAUGAUGGUACGGCAAGUGACCCCUGAUGCACAGCCGUCUGCUAGGCUAAAGAGGGAGGUGCACUUUGUGUGCAGAACACAUGUUAAAGAGAUCAAUCCAACAGACAUUAUCAAAGCUCUCGAAUCUGAUUUCACAGAGCGUACCACAGAUGGUAAUCCAAUCUCGCAGGAAGACCUCCUCUUCUUGUCAAAAGUGAAAGAAGGUGUAAAGCAGAAGGAAAAUGGUCACUAUGAACUCCCACUUCCUUUCAAAACAGACAAGCCCAAUCUUCCAGACAACAAACAGUGUGCAGUUCACAGGCUCAUGUCAUUAGAGCGACGACUAAGGAAAAACGAGCAGUAUUGCAAGGAUUAUGUCCAGUUCAUGAACGACAUAAUCGAACGAGGAGAUGCUGAGAAAGUUCCACAGUCCGAACUCAAUGACCAACCAGCAUGGUAUAUCCCGCAUCACGGUGUCUACCACCCCCACAAACCCGGGAAGAUCCGUGUGGUUUUCGACUGUUCUGCACGGUUUCAGGAAACCUCUCUAAAUGACCAUCUCUUGACUGGACCAGACUUGACUAACACCUUAGUUGGAGUGCUUUGUCGAUUCAGAAAGGGUCCAAUAGCCAUAAUGUGUGAUGUCGAGAGAAUGUUUCACCAAUUUCACGUUGCAAAGGAACAUCAAGACUACCUCAGAUUCCUCUGGUGGGAUAAAGGCAAUCUUGACACAAAACCCUCAGUGUACAGGAUGAGAGUACACCUGUUUGGGGCAGCCUCAUCCCCUGGCUGCUCCAACUUUGGCCUCAAACAUCUGGCAUCGCAGGGUCAUGGAAAGUUCAGCGAAGAGUCCAUCAAGUUCAUACAGAGAAGCUUUUACGUUGACGAUGGCUUAACAGGUGUAGAGUCAGCGGCGGAAGCCAUACAUCUGGUGGAAGAGUCAAGAGCUUUAUGCAGAACAGGAAACCUACGGCUGCAUAAAUUUGUGUCCAAUGACAAGGAAGUAGUGGAAGCAAUACCACUUGAGGAACGUGCGCAAACCAAGGAUCAAGACAUGGCUCUUGGAGAACCAUAUAUAGAACGAGCACUCGGAGUUCAGUGGUGCGUCGAAGCGGAUUAUUUCCAGUUUAGAGUUGUGGUUAAGGAAAAUCCACUGACAAGGAGAGGUGUUCUUUCGACUGUUGCCUCCAUCUAUGAUCCAUUAGGGUUUGUGGCCCCCUUCAUCCUAGUCGGCAAACAGAUUCUUCAGGCGCUAUGCAAAGACAAAGUAGGCUGGGAUGAAGAUCUCCCUGAACACAUUCUUCCGCAAUGGGAGGAAUGGCUAAGAGAUUUGCCUCAGUUGGCAGCGCUGAAGAUUCCAAGGAGCUACCUCCCAUCAAACUUCGGGAAGGUCAUAAGAUAUGAGCUUCACAGCUUUUCAGAUGCAAGUUUUCAAGGCUAUGGUGCAUGCUCGUAUCUUCGAGCAAUAAGUGAACUGGGACACAUCAGUUGCUCUCUUGUCAUUGGGAAGGCAAGAGUAGCUCCUGUCAAACUAACGACCAUUCCAAGACUUGAGUUAUCUUCAGCUGUGACAUCCGUCCGCAACGCAGACCUCAUCAAGGGUGAACUUGAGAUUGAAGGCCUGCAAGAGUAUUACUGGACUGACUCACAGGUGGUCCUCGGCUACGUGAACAACGACGCCAAGAGGUUCCACACAUUUGUAGCCAACAGAAUCCAACGCAUACGAUCCAGCACAAGCCCUGAACAGUGGCGACAUGUCAGGUCUGAAAGCAAUCCAGCCGACCAUGCCUCCAGAGGGUUGAGUGCAGUUCAGCUGAAGGAGUCUAAUUGGCUUAAAGGACCCAACUUCCUUUGGCAGCAAAUUCCGCCAUGUGAAGAAGAGAAAGUAGAAGUAGAAACGACAGACCCAGAGCUUCGCAAAGCCUAUGCUCAUGCAGCUAAGACAGAGGAGGCGAAUGCAAUGGCAAACCGCUUCACUAAGUUUUCUGACUGGAACAGAGCUGUGAGAGCCAUCGCCAGGCUCAAGAGAUAUGUCAGAGAAUUCAAAGGACUUCAACCAAGAACUAAUGAAACAACCAAUCUCGAAGAAAGAAGAGAAGCGGAAGUUUUCAUUAUCAAGCUGACGCAAGAAGAAGCCUUUGCUGGCGACAUUCAAAGAAUCAGGUUCCAGAAAGGAGACAUUCGGAGCAAGCACAACAAGUUGCACAGGUUGAAUGCCUUCCUGGACAAAAACAAUGUUCUCAGGGUGGGAGGACGGUUGUCAAAAUCAGCCUUACACCACGACAUAAAACAUCCUGCAAUUCUUCCACGAAAAUCUCAUGUGUCAGCCCUCCUCAUCAAACAUUAUCAUGAGCGAGUAUUCCAUCAAGGAAGAGGCAUGACCAUGAACGAAUUGCGUGCAAAUGGAAUAUGGGUCUUGGGAUGUGGGAAUGUGGUCUCCUCACACAUUUAUAAGUGUGUAAAAUGUAGGAGAUACAGAAGAUCUACAGAGGUGCAACAAAUGGCAGAUCUGCCGCAAGAAAGGGCUGAAGAAUCCCCCCCCUUUACUUACUGUGGUCUUGACUGUUUCGGCCCCUUUAUCGUAAAGGAAGGAAGAAAGGAAUUAAAACGCUAUGGGUUGCUGUUUACCUGCUUAUGUUCGAGAGCAGUACACAUAGAAACACUCGAUGACUUGACAACAGACGCAUUCAUGAAUGCACUUCGAACAGUUAUGGCUAUCAGAGGACCUGUGCGCCAAAUAAGAUGUGAUCAGGGAACAAACUUCAUGGGCGCUAGGAGAGUCCUUUCUGAGUUGCUCAAAGGAAUAGAUCCUGAACGUCAGCGAGCAUUCGGCUGUGAAUUUGUGCUGAACGUCCCAUCAGCUAGCCACAUGGGUGGGGUCUGGGAGCGUCAGAUUCGGACAGUCCGAAGCAUCUUGAUGGUUAUGCUUGACCAAGCCGCAAGCAGACUCGACACCACAACUUUGAGAACGUUUCUUUACGAAACGAUGGCUAUAAUCAAUAGCAGGCCACUAAGUGUUGAGCAUCUUAAUGAUCCUACUGGUCCGGAGCCCCUCACUCCAAACCACAUACUGACCAUGAAAUCCUCAAUCAUUCUGCCACCUCCAGGACAGUUUUGCAAGGAAGACCUGUACCUGUGCAAAAGGUGGAGAAAGGUGCAGUUCUUAGCCAAUGAGUUUUGGCAAAGAUGGAAGCGAGAAUACCUGCUGAACCUCCAACAACGACGGAAAUGGCAAAAAAUAUCAAGGAACUCGCAAAUAGAUGACAUUGUGAUCCUUCAAGAAGAUGGCUCACCAAGGAAUGAAUGGAAGCUUGCUAAAGUUGUGGAAGUGUAUCCCAGUGCAGAUGGCAUGGUACGGAAACUGAAACUUCUAGUUAGCGACACUACAUUUGACAAAGGCAAACCACUCACUAGAUCAGUUCAUCUUGAGAGGCCUAUACACAAGGUAGUCACCUUACUUGAGGCCAGCUCAAUCACAUAAGGUCACUUUCAAUGAUGCUUAAGAACAUUUUUUUGUUUAUUCCACUUAUAUUUUGUUGUACCGGAAAAUCCCACAUUUAGGUGGAUGAGUGAUUUGGUGGGAGUGUAAGUGCCGGUAUUUAAGUUCAUGAAUGAAAAGGUUAAAAUGUAACUGAUACAGGCAGUAUUUGUAUUAUUCGCUUCUUGAGGCGGAACUAAUGUGCUUUGUUCGUAGCCCCGGGGGCCAAGAUCACUGUGACACUGCAAACGGCAGGUGCACGGUGCGCGUUUUGUCACCAAAGCUAUAAAACUUGUAAUGCACAUCAAAACCUCUUUUUACGGCAAGCGGCCAACGAGUUCUCACGGCGUAACGUGUAAAGCGUGAUGGUGUUGAUAAGAUGGAGAGGGAGAGAGGAGACAUGCCACCGCAAUAAACGCCCGUUCAAAGGAACCGACCUGUGUCUUGUGUCGUCGUAAGAGGAGCUACACAG